Messenger RNA from Malassezia japonica, 2412 nucleotides. It is a transcript of the gene SEC6, whose product is annotated as SNARE-binding exocyst subunit S6. Gene Ontology annotation, cellular component: exocyst. Gene Ontology annotation, biological process: exocyst localization; exocytosis. The coding region runs from base 1 to 2412 and encodes 803 amino acids. The record is from RefSeq and is a predicted model, not a curated record. NCBI's taxonomy places the organism in Eukaryota, Fungi, Basidiomycota, Malasseziomycetes, Malasseziales, Malasseziaceae. Gene Ontology annotation, molecular function: SNARE binding. The transcript is spliced from 2 exons.
AUGGCGUCGUGGAGUGCGACGAACCCCGCGGGGCUCAUUGCCGAGCACCUCAAGUCCCCCGAUGAUCUGUCCAAGAUCACGGCGCUGCGGCGCAAGCUGACGCGCGAGCAUGCUACGCUCUCUGCCAAGCUUAAAAUGGGUGCCAAAGACCAGCUGGAAGCGACGCGGGAAGGACUGCUGCAGCUGCAGUCGACGCGUCGCGAGACGGCCGGCAUCCACGAAGUCUUCUCGCAGAUCGAGUCCAUGUUCCAGGAUGCGCCGCACGACGGCUCGUCGAAAGAGACGCGCGGCGCGCACAGUUUCCGCACGAUCAGCGAGCUGUCGCAGGUCCGUCGCACGCUCGUGCAGACGACCGCGCUCUUGUCGAGGCUCGAGCAGCUGCCGAGCGACAUCCAGAUGCUCAGCCAGACGGUGCAGCAGUACCAGGCCGACUUGCUGGGCCCUGCGCCCGACCUCUUGUCGCUGCACUUUCACAUGGUGCAGUGGGAGCGUUUCCGGAACGAGACGCUGCACCUUGCCGCCGGCAGCAGCAGCGACGUUCAGCAGCGGCUUGUGCAGAUGCUUGCGCCGCUCGACACGCUCCUGGCUUCGUUCGGCACCUACCUCAUGCUGCUCUGUGCCAACAUUUUAAACCUGGUGCGCGUGCGGCAGCACGGCGUCGUGGUGCGCCUCAUCAAGAUCCUCGAGCGGGAGAACCGCGAGGACGAAAAAACGGCGGCGAUCCGCCUCGCGAAGCGCGCCAACAUUGAAGGCGCGGCGCGUUUCCGGAGCAUUGCGACCUACGGCCACACCAUCAAGCUCUACCGCCUAAAGCUCCAGGAAACGCUGCAGAUCACUACGCAGCGGCGCCUGCAAGCGAGCUGGGACGCAGCCGAGGAGCCGACGCCGCUGGGCCUGUACGAGCAGGUGCAGUGGAUCUACGACGACCUCGAUUUGGUGCGCACGACGGUCGUGCCCCUCUUCCCCGAGGACUACCAGAUCUACAAGACGUACGUGCAGACCUACCACAAAGCCCUCGGUGCAAUCCUCCAAGAAAAGGUCGUGAUCGAGGAUGCCGGCGCGAACGAUCUCUUGGAGCUGUACCACGUUGCGCAGCACCACCAAAACAAGCUCAUGGAACCUGCGAAAGCGAUCGACGAGGCGUGGCUGCAGCCUUCGCUGCUCGGCGGCCGCGAAGAAAACAUCAUGGGCGACUACCUGGCGCUGCUCACGCGCAAGAUUGACGAAUGGACUGCGACACUGAUGCACGACGAAAUCACCGCGUUUGUCACCCGCGAGUCUGCGCCGGAAGAGGGCGGCAACGGCAUGUACAUCCUCUCGUCCUGCGUCAUUCUUUUCCGCAUGGUCAACCAGCAGAUGGACACGGCGGUGCACGCCGGCGAUCCCGAGCUGCUUGUGCGUGUGAUCGACCACUCGUGCACUGUAAUGCGCAACUGCCAGGCGUCCUGGCUCCAGAUCCUCCAGCAAGAGUACAAGAAGCAGACGGCGGCCAAGCGCCCGGAAGAUGUCAAGGGCGGUCUGGUGGAGUACAUUAUUGCGCUCGCCAACGACCAGCUUGCGAGCGCGGACCAGUGUGAGGUGCUUGCUGCGCGCCUCGAGUCGCUGGUCGCGCCGCAGUACAAGGCCCAUGUGCGCGAAAACAUCGACAAUACCCUCAACGGCUUCCUGGACAUUUCCAAGCACUGCAUCCAGCUCCUGGUGGAGAUUGUGCUGUUUGACCUGCGUCCUGCGUUCCGCGAUCUCUUCACGUUCCCCGCGUGGUACGUCGAAGGGACCACGACGACCAUCGUCGAGACGGUGCGCGACUAUGCGAUCGACUACGCGGCGCGCCUCGAGCCGAACCUGUUCGACGUGCUGUCCGACGACCUCGUGACGCGCCUGCUCACCGCUUACCUCACGACGCUGCGCCGCUCGGCGCGUCUGCGUAUGCCCAAGGCCGCUGAGCGCUUUUUGGGCGACGUCACCGAGCUCGGCCAGCUCAUAUCCUCGAUCCGGUCGCACGAAGAGGCGACGCAGCGCACCGAGGUGCUGCACAUGAUCCAUGCGAUCCUCUCGUCGUCGCCUACAAUGGUCUUUUUGCCAUACUGGACCUUUGCCAAGGCCCACGGCCCGAAUCUCGCUUUCCUCGAAGCGCUGCUGCGUGCGCGCGACGACAUGGAAAAGGCCGACGUCGCUUCGCUCAUGGAGAGCGCCAAGCGCAAGGUGAAGCAGGAAGGCAUGCCCGACAUCCCCGAGAGUGGCCCGACGAUCAUGAGCGCCGUGUCGCAGACGCAGUCGGGCGGCCUGCUCAGCGCAUCACUCCUCGGCAACUGGGCCGCGAGCGGCGCCGGAGAAGGCAUUGCGUGGAGCACCCUGGCGCAGAGCGCGCAAAACUACCUCGGCGCGGCCGGAUGGCGGGGCGCGCAAACGUAG